AAAUUCUUCCAUGGUGAUUGGUGCACGAUCUAUCAUCUAUCAUAAAAUAUUAAUGGUGAAUUGAAAAUUAUUGAAAUACGACGAAAUUUUAUAUUUAUAUUUCGUGAUAGAUGUUGGAUUGUUUUCUUCCUAUAACAACUUUCAUUAUAUUGUUUAAAUAUGUCUGGAGGUCACAAGCAUCGUUACAAGAACGCAGGCCUCAGUGCUGACGAGCUGAGACGCCGGCGUGAGGAAGAAGGUGUACAGCUCCGGAAACAAAAGAGAGAGCAACAGCUCCUUAAGAGAAGGAAUGUGAAUAUACCUGCACCUAAUGCGCCAGAUGUGGCAUUGCAGGAUGACUUAAAUGUUUCGUCAUCUGAAGACAUAACUCCGCAGAUGGUAGCAGCUCUCUAUGGCGACAAUCCCCACGACCAAGUUAUAGCAACACAGACCUUUAGAAAGCUAUUAAGCCGAGAGCCUAAUCCUCCCAUAGAUGAAGUCAUAAGGACUGGAAUUGUUCCUAAAUUUGUUGAAUUUCUUGUUAAUAGUGCUAAUCCCACAUUACAGUUCGAAGCGGCGUGGGCUUUGACGAAUAUUGCGUCGGGGUCGUCAGAGCAAACGCGCGUGGUUGUGGAAUGUGGGGCAGUCCCUGUUUUAGUGGGGCUGGUCAGUUCUGGGGCUAGUGAUGACGUCAGAGAGCAAGCUCUGUGGGCACUUGGAAAUGUGGCCGGUGAUUCCCCGAGAUGUCGUGAUACGGUGCUCGCGGCUGGAUUGUUGCCACCCUUACUAGACAUUUUAAAUAAGUAUUCAAGACUAUCAAUGACAAAAAACGCAGUUUGGACACUGUCAAACUUAUGUAGAGGCAAGAAUCCUCCAACGAACUUCGAAGCAGUAGCCCCUGGUAUACCAGUGUUAGCGCGACUGUUACACCACACGGACGCAGAGGUGCUAAGCGACGCGUGUUGGGCGCUGUCAUAUCUCUCAGAUGGACCAAACGAAAAGAUCCAGGCCGUUAUUGAUGCUGGAGUAUGUAGGCGGCUUGUUGAAUUACUUAUGCACAACAAGUUUACGGUGGUAUCAGCUGCUCUUCGUGCUGUUGGUAACAUCGUGACGGGAAACGAUGCGCAGACGCAAGCGGUACUGAAUUGCACCCCAUUGGCGAGCCUACACGCGUUACUCAAGUCCAGCACUGAGACGCACAGAAAGGAGUCCUGCUGGGCCCUAUCUAACAUAACUGCGGGGAACGCGCAUCAGAUACAGGCGGUAAUAGACGCAAAUAUCUUCCCGACUCUAAUAGACAUUCUGAAGCUCGCCGAGUUCAAAACAAGGAAAGAAGCCGCGUGGGCCAUCACUAACGCCACCAGCGGGGGAACUCCUGCGCAGAUUAGUUUUCUAGUGGAACAAGGCUGUAUCUCCCCUCUCUGUGAUCUAUUAACCCUUACCGAUGCGAAGACGGUGCAAGUGGCCCUCAGUGGACUAGACAAUAUCCUCAAAGCUGGUCAACAAAUGGAUCUUCCCCAUAACCCCUACGCUGUCCUCAUUGAAGAAUGCUUUGGCUUAGACAAAAUAGAAUUUUUACAAUCGCACGAGAACCUCGAUAUCUACCAGAAGGCGUUUGAAAUGAUCGAGAAUUACUUUGGCACUGAGAAUGAGGACAGCCGGCUCGCUCCCGAGGUGUCUUCGACGACAGACCAGUUCAAUUUCACCGCGGACCAAGCGGUACCGAUGGGCGGAUACCAGUUUUAAACGCUUAUAUUGUGCAGUAUGUAUUUUAGAUCUAACAAGGGAAGGGUGUGCUUUCGCGAGUUGUCUACACCAGAGUGUAUCAUAAUAUAUCUAUAUUAUUUCGCACCGAUUACGCAUAUAUGGUAAAUUGUGUUCAUUGAUUUCUCUGAUUUUAGUAAUCGCUUAUAUCAUCAUUUUGCAACUGUAGAUAUCAGUAUAUCUAGUACAAUUAUUUUAUUGUAAAAAUUGUAUAUUUUAGUUGGCAGUAAUUGCAUUAUUUUUACUAAUCUUCAACAUAUGUGAUAAAAAUAUAUAUUUGUUAAACAAUUGGAUCCAAUGUACUAUUUUUUCCUUGCUUUGUUUAAUAACGUAUUAUUAAUUGGAAACGAAAACGACUGUCACGUGCCGCAAUCAUAUUAUCCAAUAAAAUACGUGCAGUUAUUAA
This is a messenger RNA of Pieris brassicae (large cabbage white), 2149 nucleotides long. RefSeq names its product importin subunit alpha-7 (gene Kap-alpha1). The transcript has 11 exons. Gene Ontology annotation, cellular component: cytoplasm; nucleoplasm; nucleus. Bases 160 to 1725 code for a protein of 521 amino acids. The record is from RefSeq and is a predicted model, not a curated record. Gene Ontology annotation, molecular function: nuclear import signal receptor activity; protein binding. Gene Ontology annotation, biological process: NLS-bearing protein import into nucleus. Lineage: Eukaryota; Metazoa; Arthropoda; Insecta; Lepidoptera; Pieridae.